This is a messenger RNA of Ruditapes philippinarum (Manila clam), 6107 nucleotides long. RefSeq lists its product as uncharacterized. Bases 25 to 2925 code for a protein of 966 amino acids. NCBI's taxonomy places the organism in Eukaryota, Metazoa, Mollusca, Bivalvia, Venerida, Veneridae. Gene Ontology annotation, biological process: signal transduction. The transcript has 14 exons. The record is from RefSeq and is a predicted model, not a curated record.
UAGCAACAGUGGUAGUGGGAAACAAUGUCUGGUCUCCAGGGACGUCCUGAAGAUGUAAUAGAGCUGUGGACAAGGAAUGGACCAUCUCAGAUUGAAUUGUUGUCUGGAGAUAUAACACAGUUAUCAAAAGAUGACAUGGUGGAUAUUGUCAUGAGGUCUCUGCAUAUACUGACAAUUGAUAAAACUAUAUUGUUUCCCAAUGAAAUAGUUAGACAGUUCGUGAGUGAUUAUGCACCUAUGUCUGGUACAGUUCUUGGGGCACUUAAAAAAAACCUAGGGAUUAACGUAAUGAAAUUAUCAAUGGACAAAGAGUUGGACUUACGAGCUCUCUUCUCAUGCUGGCUGUCAAAACCUAUUACAGAAACUAGCUCCCCGUUCAAGAAGCUUCUUUGCUUUGAAAAGAGACGUGGCUCACAAAUGACUGUUUCUGCACAGAUAAGUGAAAUGUUUCGAAUAUUUGUGCCUGUAUUUAAUAACCAGGAUCAUUCUGUAAUUACACCUUUGCUUGCCACAGGACAUCAGCAUUUUCAAAACCAAACUAUAUGUGGAACAAUGGUGGAGGCAGCCAUUAAAUGGAUCAAUGCUGGUUUACCUCUACGAAAGUUUAAACUUGUCAUUUAUGAGGAAAUCAGCGAGGACAUUCGAACCAUAUUUUCUGCUCUUAAAAUUAAAUACAUGGCAAAGAAUGAAAUUAUGAAGAAAAGGAUAUUUACAAAAACAUUUGAUGUGUUCAUCAUGUUCAACCCUGUAGAUGAUGGGUAUAUGCAAACAUUAAAAAAGAAUCUACAGCAUGAAAAAGAAGACAUUAAGUUAUAUGCUAACACAAGUCAUUUCAACGAGGAAAAAGUUUGGCAGGAUGGUAUAUUUAAGACGAUGGUGGCAUGUAAACGAAUUGUAGCAAUUUUAUCACCAGCAUUUCUAGAGAGUACAGAGUGUUUAGAACAGUACAAUAUGGCAAUGUGUUGUAACAGACUUCUAGGAGUAGAUGUGCUAGCCCCUCUCUAUGUGGACACAAUCAAAUCUCUACCCUCAUACAUGGGGCUUGUACAAUGGAUAGACUGCAGAGUGAGGAAGGAUGGUGAUACAACAGUUGGUAAGAUACAGUCUGCCUGUAAGAGCAUCAUAAUGUCCAUAGAACAACAUGAUUCUGGAGACAUCAAACAGUCAGCUUUAGAAACAAACAACAAGCAACAGAAUGACAAGUUUGAAUUUGAUGUAUUCAUAUCCUACUCACACAAGAACCCUCACCAUGCAGAAACAUUGCUUGAGUCCUUCAAUUCUAUUGAUGCUGAUUGUAAAGUGUUUUAUGAUCGCAGUGCUUUAACAACAGGUACCAAUUGGCAGAACAUGUUAUAUCAAAGUGUUGGUGAAUGUAGAUGUUUUGUUGCUUUAAUAUCACCAACUUACCUCACAUCAACUGUAUGCAUGGAGGAAUAUAAUCUAGCUGUAGCUAGAUACAUGUGCAAGGAUAAGGAUUUAAUGUUGAUACCAGUGUGUAUUGAGGGACUCAGUGAGGUACCAUCAUACAUGUCUACAGUACAGAUGAAUGAUGCCUCCGAGGAUUAUUCCAACUUUGCUACACAGCUUGCUACAUCUGUUAUUGAAUGGCUCAAACUGACAGCUGAUAAACGACCCUCAAUGUAUCGAGUACAGGAAGCUAUAGAUAUAGAGAGAAUACUGUCUGCACAACGGUGUGAAGAUGUAAAGAUGCAGUACAAACUGGUUGGAUCUGGCGAUGAUAAACUCCUGGAAAGGAUUACACCAGUUGUUGUUCCUAAGGAAGAUAUUGAUGAAAUAGACACAACAAAGAUUGAUAUAGCAGUCAGUUAUGCCAACGAUGCUACCAACCUAGCCGGAGCAUUCUGCGUAAUGCUUGACAAGAAAUAUCCAAAUUUAAACAUGAGUGUAUACUCACAUGGUGAUCAACAAAGAUAUAACUCCCUAGACACAGCAAAGAAAAUUGUUUUAUUUAUUUCAAAUGAUUUUCUCAGGAAUGAGCAUCACAUGCAAGAACUUCAUCUUGCCCUCAGCAGACAAAGACCGUUAGUAACAAAUAUACUGUACUUGGUACAAGCAACUGGAAUUACUGGCAGACCUUUCUUCCCAAGGAUAUUGCCAUAUAAUAUUUCAGUUACAGACAUUGUCUGGUCUGAUUUGGAGAAACAAUGUUUUCAAGGAAGUAAAAAUCCUGAGGUAACAAAAGUGUCAGUGUUUGGGAAACGACGUAUACUAGAGCAUUCAAACAGGUUCUACUGCAGAAGAGCUGAAUACUUUGCUUUAUCAAAAGCUGUAGAUGAUGUAGUUGAGUCAUUUGUUGAAUUAAAGGAUGAAAAGAAGAGUCUUAUUCCAAUGUUGCUUAAUGUCAAGGCAAUUGAAAGUGCAUCUCAAACAGCACUCACAUCCUAUCAGAAUCUCAAAAAUGGGCAUAUAUCAAAUUCUGAUUUGGAUGCAGUUAUUAUAGAUGGCAAACAAGCAACAGAUAUAACAAAUAAUGAACACAAAGAUAAAUCCGUGACAGCAAAUGACAAUCACAGGGAUAAAUCAGCAAAUGACAAUCCCAGGGAUAAAUCUGUGACAGCAAAUGACAAUCACAGGGAUGAAUCUGUGACAGCAAAGGACAAUCCCGGGGAUAAAUCUGUGACAGCAAAUGACAAUCCGAGGGAUAAAUCUGUGAUAGCAAAGGACAAUCCCAGGGAUGAAUCAGCAAAGGACAAUCCCAGGGAUGAAAAUGCAACAGCAGAUGACAAAUAUAAAGAUGAAUCUGUGACAAAAAUUGACAAACAAAAGGAUGAAUCUGUAUUAACAAAUGACAAAGUAAGGGAUGAAUCUUCAGCAACAAAUGAAAAAAUCAGGGAAGAUUCAUGUUUGAAAUGUGAAGAUAGUAAAUCUAACAAAGGGAAAAGCAAAUCUUGCAUCUUAAUCUGAUUAUAUUUUUUUAAAUGUAAAUUGACAGGGUGCAGAGUAGAACUGCAGACAUUCAGUGCCUCUUCAUAUGAAAUAACCUCAAGUCCCUUGCAGGAUUUGAACAAACAGUAGUGAGGGGUAAAUAAUUAGAAGUCAGCAAUAUUACCUUUUUCUCUGUAGACUGCCUUUGUCUCUUUAAAAUGGUAUAGUCCUUAAAAACUAUCAACAGAAUCAAAGAUAGAUAAGCUUUUAAUAAGUUAGUGUCUUCUCAUAAACAUAUCAAAGUUCAUUUUUAAUUAACAAUGUAUGACAAAAUGUUAACUUUGUUGACUAAACUGGCUUUUGAUAUUUUUUAAUUCUAAUGUGAAUGAUUUCUGGUUUUCAGAAACUUUCUUGUUACUUUAAAUUAAAACAAUAAGAGCAAAUAAAAAAUUGUGCGUACAUUACCCAUAGAAUUGAUUAUAUUUUUACUUGAGCAUUCCAUGAAUUUUAUAAUUAUAUCUGUCAAGAAGCAACAGACUAAUUGUUAGUUUCAGGUAUAUGUAGUUUUAUUGUUUAGACUUAGAUAUAUGUUUAAGAUAGUAAUUUAGGAUAUAGGAUUAUUAUAUGAUCUAAAUACAGCUGCAAUCGCAUUGGGUAGCAGAACAAUUUAUAAAAUCAUAUUCACUGGCUGAAUUAGAUUUUCCCAAUCUAAAAAUAGAACGAUACUCGUAUUCAAUGGCCUUGUACAUCAUAGACUGUUAAUUAUACAUGUGCAUACUAAAUAUAAUUGUUGCGUUUUGUUCUUUAUGGCAAAAUUUUUUUACAUUGAAUUAUCAUCAUUUUUUAUCCCCUGCCGAAAAUUUUCGGCGGAGGAUAUAGAAAUAGUCUCUGUCAGUCUGUCCGUCCGUCCGACCUUCCGUCCUUCCGUCCGACAUUUUUGUCCGGAGCAUAUCUCUAAAAGUAUUUGAGUUAUCAACUUGAAACUUCAUAGGUGGAUAGACCUCAUUGUGGAGGAGUGCAGUGCACAAGAAUGAUAACUCUACCUUGCAUGAUUUUUGAGUUAUUGCCCUUUGUUAAUUUUCAAAAUUGAUUUUUGUCCAGAGCAUAACUCCAAAAGCCUAUGAGAUAUUAACAUGAAACUUCAUAGGUGCAUAGAUCUCACUCAUGAGGUGUGCAGUACACAAGAAUGAUACUCUACCUUUCAUAAUUUUUGAGUUAUUGCCCUUUGUUAUUUUUCAUACCUAAUUUUUCACCUGAGUGGAGCAUAACUCAAAAUGUGUUUGAGAUAUCAACAUGAAAUGUCAUAGGUGGAUAGAUCUUAUUGAGGAGGAUAGUUGUGCACAAGAAUGAUAACUCUUCCCUAUACAAUUUUUGAGUUACUGCCCUUUGUUUUUUUUUCAUGCUAUUUUGUCCAGAGCUUAUCUCAAAAAGUAUUUGAGGUAUCAACUUGAAACUUCAAAGGUGGAUGGAUCUCAUUGAGGAGGUGUGCAGUGCUUAAGAAUGAUAACUCUACCCUGCAUUAUUUUUGAGUUAUUGCCCUUUGUUUUUUUUUUCAAAAUUAAUUUUUGUCCAGAGCAUAACUCAAAAAGCCUUUGAGAUAUCAAAAUGAAACUUCAUAGGUGCAUAGAUCUCACUCAUGAGGUGUGCAGUGCACAAGAAUGAUAACUCUAGCUUUCAUAAUUUUUGAGUUAUUGCCCUUUGUUAUUUUUCAUACCUAAUUUUUCACCUGAGUGGAGCAUAACUCAAAAUGUGUUUGAGAUAUCAACAUGAAAUGUCAUAGGUGGAUAGAUCUUAUUGAGGAGGAAUGUUGUGCACAAGAAUGAUAACUCUUCCCUAUACAAUUUUUGAGUUAUUGCCCUUUGUUUUUUUUUUCAUGCUAUUUUGUCCAGAGCUUAUUUCAAAAAGUAUUUGAGGUAUCAACUUGAAACUUCAAAGGUGGAUUGAUCUCAUUGAGAAGGUGUGCAGUGCUUAAGAAUGAUAACUCUACCCUGCAUUAUUUUUGAGUUAUUGCCCUUUGUUUUUUUUUUUUCAAAAUUAAUUUUUGUCCAGAGCAUAACUCAAAAAGCCUUUGAGAUAUCAAAAUGAAACUUCAUAGGUGCAUAGAGCUCACUCAGGAGGUGUGUAGUGCACAAGAAUGAUAACUCUACCUUUUAUAUUUUUUGAGUUAUUGCCCUUUGUUAUUUUUCAUACUUAAUUUUUCAAUUCAAUUUUUUUCUCAAAAAGUAUUUGAGGUAUCAACUUGAAACUUCAUAGGUGGAUAGAUUUUACUGAGGAGGGAUGCAGCACACAAGAAUGAUAACCUACCCUGCAUUAUUUUUCAGUUAUUGCCCUUUGUUAUUUUCAGCCAUCAGUAUUCACAUAGGUUUCAAAUCUGUAAUCACUAUAGCCAUCAGUUUUCAUUACCAAAAGACCUCUUAAAAUGGAAUUAUUCUGCUCUACUACAUAUACAUUCUUCCAAUGAGCAAACACAUUCGGCGGGGGAUGGCCAUGUUGACAUGGCUCUUGUCUAUAAUAGUUUAAAGUUUCACCCCUUUGAUGAAUAUAAAUUUGAAUUAUUUUGAUUUGCACUGAACAUUUCCGUAAUUGUUGAAUGCCUGAUGUUAUCUUUUUUUACACAGUUACAUGAAAGAGGCUUUUUGUGAUUUUUUAAAAGAAUCUUAGCUCAUUUAUGUAAUAAAACAAUUUUUGACUAAGUGAACCAUUGAAUAUAUAGAGGAUAUUGAAUGAGACUGUAAGUUCAAUACCGAAUUUAUUGCAUGAGUUGAAUAAAAUUAUAUUAUGCGAGCCUCUGGUGAGCAUAAAAUUAUUUUAUUAAACGAGUGCAAUAAUUUCAGUUAUGAACUUACACAAAUUUAAUAUUCUAUUUAUCACAUACCCAAAAUAAAGACCAUUUAAAGUGAAAUAAGAGUCAUUUUUCAUUGAAGCGCCUACAGUAUAAUGCUAACAUUUAGCGCGUCUUUACACUAUGUUUGUAUAACGCUAAUGACGUCACGUCAAAAUAUAUGCACGGCCGUGCAAUACCAUAUUUACGGAGUCGCAAAAUCGGCACGGGUGUGUGAUAAGAUGUGAUAUUCACCGGCACAAAAUCAUAUUGACCUCGGCUAUAGUCUCAGUCAACAUGUCACAUGUCGGUGAAUAUCACAUCAUAUUUAAAGAUUGGCUCACUUAAGUCAAUAAUUUUGUUAUAUAAUCCACAUUAAGAUUAUAUAUGAAAGCAUAUU